AUGAGUGAGACGACAAAAUUAUGUUAUGUCGCGAAUCUUCCACUCUCUGUUACAGAAGAUGAACUCAAGACUCAUUUUGAUAGUAUUGGUGAGGUUUUAAACGUCACAUUAAAAACAAGACCGAAUGGGGACUUCAUGGGCAGCGCCAUCAUUGAAUUUAAAGAUCACGAUACAGCUAAAGCAGCCUUGAAGAUGAACGAAACGAAAAUUGGCAAUCGUUUUAUUUCUGUCGAGUUGAAAAAGAGUCCAGAGGAACUCCGAGCUGAGCGCUAUGCAAGAUACGAUCGAUAUCAUUCUCGUCAUGCUCCAGAUGAUGAUUCCUCGAGUGAUAGCUCUUCAAGCGAUGACAGUGACUCUGAUGACAGAAAAUCAAAGAAAUCAAAAGGCAAACACCGCCAUCAUCAUCGCCACCACCACCAUCACCACAGGCGCCCUCAUUCUCAUCGUCAUUCUCAUCACCAUUCUCAUAGAAAAUCAAAGAAAUCCUCUUCAUCUUCUUCAUCAGACUCUCCGUCGUUGUCUUCAUCACCAUCAUCAUCCGAAUACGAAAAGAAGUCCGACUACAGCUAUUCACGACCAGAUCCAAUGAGAUUUGAGUCAGAUCGUGGAGAUUUAUACGACCAAAACGAAGUUUACAGCAAGCCGCCUGAAGAGCCGUAUAGAUAUGAUUCUGAAUCCUAUAAUUCGUCAAGUUCUGAAUCGGAAAUGGAAAGUUCCAAGAGAAGAAGAAAGAAAGAUAGGAAAGAAAAAAAGAGAGAAGAAAAACGCGAAAGGAAAGAAGACAAAUGUGAAAAGAAAGAAAGGAAACAUCGAAAGAAGCUCGAAAAGAAAGAAAAGAAGGAAAGAAGAAGUAAGUCUUAUGACUCUGAAUCUGGAUAUUCUAGCUAA
This is a messenger RNA of Trichomonas vaginalis G3, 888 nucleotides long. Its product is annotated as RNA binding. Lineage: Eukaryota; Parabasalia; Trichomonadida; Trichomonadidae. Gene Ontology annotation, molecular function: RNA binding. The transcript has a single exon. Bases 1 to 888 code for a protein of 295 amino acids. The record is from RefSeq and is a predicted model, not a curated record.